Messenger RNA from Belonocnema kinseyi, 2257 nucleotides. It is a transcript of the gene l(2)37Cd, whose product is annotated as general transcription factor 3C polypeptide 5. Gene Ontology annotation, cellular component: transcription factor TFIIIC complex. The record is from RefSeq and is a predicted model, not a curated record. Gene Ontology annotation, biological process: transcription initiation at RNA polymerase III promoter. Lineage: Eukaryota; Metazoa; Arthropoda; Insecta; Hymenoptera; Cynipidae. Bases 182 to 2146 code for a protein of 654 amino acids. The transcript is spliced from 7 exons.
CUUGCACACGUACCUGUUACCGGUCAGUUCCGGAUGCUUUUAUUGGCUUUAUUGCACAUUGCUUUGGCAUAUCGAUGUCAUGUGGUUGACUUUCAUCAUAAUCAAAUUGUAUUACAAAAUAAGGAUUUUUAAUUUUUGAUGUAAAGAUUUGUGUUAUGUGUUUUGUGUAAUAAAAAGAGUAAUGAGUGAGACAAACGAAUCGAUUGACAGAGAAAGUGACAAUGAGGAAAGAAAUAAUGGCAAUUACUAUAAGGAUAAGGAUUUUAACAUUGAAGACUAUCAAGAUGAAAUUGAAAGCGAUGAAUCUUUCGAUUUUGAAGAAACGAACAAAAAUAGACCGGGACCCAGCAACACUACGCCUCAAGAAAGUAAGAGGCCUUACCUAAGAGUAAUUGAAAGUGCAAAAGAGUUCAAAGGACCCGUCCUUCCUGGGGGACACAGAUUUGACCGAAAGUUAACCUGCAUAAAGUAUCCUGGAAAUGUGAUAAAUCAAGAAAAAGCUAUCGAAACCCUAGGAGGCCUUACUUCAAUUUCAACGGCGGUAGAUGCAAACAACAGAAGAUUGGAAUUAAGAUUUCGACCAGACGACGGUUACAGUAAACCAGCUUGUGGCGAUAAACACACAACCUGUGGUUUCUUAUUACGUGUCAGAGUAAAAAAAUCGAGAGUUGAGCAGGCAAAUCGCGAAGAAGCCAGAAAAAACAGAAUGCCACGAGGUGAAGUUCGUAAAACGGAACUUAUGACCGAGAAUACUGAUAAUUCAGAAGAAAAUGACAAAACCGGGGAAUCUAUGAAUCCCACCCAAAACAUCCUUCCUACUUUUGAUAAGCAGAAAUACGAAAACUUGUCACAAGACAAAGAUUACGACCUACCAAAGCUUAAGGUUUUGGGAAGAGUGGAUAUUGAAUUCAGAUUCACAAAUUUGUGUGACUUUCAGUAUCUGCCCAUAAUGAAGAAUCCACAAACUAAGAAAGAAGAAUGUAUCUACGAUAAUAUAUACCCAGUGGGUAUUCCUCCGUAUCGUUGGUUAGGAGAAGAUGUACCAUAUUUCCUUCCCCCUGCAGCAUUCAGUAGAAUGGCUAGCAUACAACAAUACGUACCAAAAACCGUCUUAGACAUGGAGCCAGACAACAUAAUCGGAAAAACACGAAAGCGAAGAGCUGGAUUUUCCAACUUCGUAAGCUUUAAUGCCCCGGAGAUUCCCAGCAAGCCUCCAAAAGGCAUUGAGACCGCAAUGAAGGUCAAGUUCCUACAAAAUUUCCACCUCGACAGAAUCGCCAAAUUGUUCGAUGAGCGUCCUAUUUGGUCGAAGAAUGCCUUGAUCUUUAUAACGAAUUUCACGAGCGAACAAUUGAAGAUUUUGCUCCCCUCGGUUGCGUAUUAUUUCUUGACGGGGCCUUGGCGAGUAAUGUGGGUGAGACUCGGAUACGAUCCUAGGAAAGAUCCCACUGCGAGGAAAUAUCAAACACUGGAUUACAGACUCAAAGCAAUGCAUGGAUUGGGAUCGACUGUCAAGUGCAAGAGAAACUAUUCGGAGUAUAACUUGCCGUACAAGUCGGCUCCAGUUUCUAAACCGAAGUCUAUGAUCUUGACAGCCAAUUACAAUCUGGAGACUCAAAAGAAAAAGCGAAAUUUGAGCGAAAACGUUUACAUCUACAGAGAAGGGUUCAUCCCCCCGUCUCGCCAAAUGUUUUAUCAGUACUGCGACAUUCUUGUCGACGAGAUUCAGGAAAUGUUGAGCAAACUUCCGGACCCUUUGCCAGGAACGAAAUGCGACUUGAAGUUAGGUUGGCUACCUAAUGGUUUUGAUGCUCAGUGCAGAGAAAUCAUCAAUCGUCAAAUCCGUGCUGAACUGAGGAAACAAAACAACAUUCCGGAAGAUCAUCCUACCUCCUUACCACGCAAGAAAAAGUUUAUAAACCGAAAAUUGAUCCCAGAUAAGAAAAGGCCUCGACAGAGAAAGAAGGACUCAGAUGUGGCAGACACUGGCGAUGAUUCGGAACCAGAGUCAAUCGGAUCCUUAGAUGCUGAAGAUGUGCCCUUGGGAGACAGGUUAGUCGUCAUUGGUGAAAAUGACUCUGAAAGAACUUCAAUGACAGCUGGAGAAUUGGAGAUCAGCGAGAACGACGGAGGUACACUUUACUAAAAUUCCCUUCCUCUUUUAUAUCUUAUAUGUUUUUAAAUAAUGUAAAAUAAACUUUCCUUUCGUCUACGUCACAAUUUAUUCGCAAAAUGUACAAGAGACGAAUUACCAGAU